Molecule: messenger RNA, 1679 nt
Organism: Entelurus aequoreus (snake pipefish)
Lineage: Eukaryota; Metazoa; Chordata; Actinopteri; Syngnathiformes; Syngnathidae
Exons: 2
Coding region: 178-1155 (325 amino acids)
Source: RefSeq, a predicted model, not a curated record
GCUUAUGCAAAUGAGGUUUUCAUCCCCUACCUGCAGAAGCAGCUGCAGGAUGCAAAACGAUUGGAUGUUGUAUGGGACACGUACAUCCCUGACAGCUUGAAGGAGUCCACCCGAGAAAAAAGAGGACGUGGUGUUCGCAGGAAAGUGUCAGGCCCGACAAAGUUGCCAGGCAACUGGAUGGACUUUCUUCGCGACCCAAUCAACAAGAAGGAGUUGUUUGAUUUCUUGACAUCCAAGAUCCAAGAGUUCAGCUGGCCACCAACCAAAGCUGUGUAUGUCACAUCGGGGCAAGCGGUGUCAGGACAAGCUUUUGGUUCCACUAGCAUGAUGGACUGUUGCAACCAUGAGGAGGCAGACACAAGGAUAGUGGUCCAUCUACAAUGCGCAUUGAAGGAGGGAGCAAAGACAGUUCUUGUGCGAACUGUGGACACUGAUGUCAUCGUGAUCCUUGCUGGUUUAUUUUAUGAUUUGGUGGUGCUUCAACCAUUGACUGACAUCUGGGUGGCUUUUGGCAUGGGAAAAAGGUUCAGAUAUUACCACAUAAACCACAUCUGCAAAAGCCUGGGGGAACCCAAAUCACAAGGUCUGCUUAUGUUCCACGCAUAUUCAGGUUGUGACACAACAUCUGCAUUUAACGGAAAAGGCAAGAAGUCAGCUUGGAGGGCCUGGCAAGCCUAUGAUGCUGCUACAGAAACAUUUAUGUAUCUGGCAAAGCAUCCAUUCCAGGAACUAAAAGUUGACUCUGAGCAUUUCCAGACACUUGAGAGGCUGACUGUGAUCCUGUACAACAGAUCCAGUCCUUUGAACUCCAUCAGUCAAACAAGGAAGGAACUCUUCUGUCAAGACAGUCGGCCGAUGGAGAGAUUACCUCCCACGCAGGAUGCCCUACUCCAGCAUGUAAAACGGGCUGUGUUUCAGGCAGGAAUCUGGGCAACCAGCACAGACACACAGCAAGUGAUUCCUUCUCCAAAGGACUUUGGAUGGACCAAGGACGAAACAGGGUCAUGGGUUCCAGUUUGGAUAACCAUUCCCGAGGUCUCCAUUGCCUGCAGAGAGCUGAUAAAAUGCUCAUGUAAAGGUGACUGUUCCAGCUGUAAAUGCAGCAAUGCUAAUAUUGACUGUUCUCCACUUUGCAAAUGCAACUGCUGCAAAUAGACACCAGAUUACUUCAUAGUGUAGUAAGAAGAGUCAUCCAGGCCAUUGGUCCUCAGCCCCCAUGCUGAUCAUGUGCACCAGCUGACUUGCCCCUUUAAUUUAUUUUUGGCCUCAAUCAGAGUUCUAACAUUAUAAUUGCAUUAAAGGUUUUAUGGAUAAUACUUCAUGUGCUGGGUCUUGAAUCAUCAUCUGAAAAUGAUACUUUUUGCUAUUUCCGUCCAUAAUGAGGCCUUAUUUGAAAGCCAAAUGGUUCAUAAUGGAAUCAAAUAUUGGCAUUCUGGCUGUUCUGGGAUGUGAAGACACUACCUGUAGACACCCUGUGCAAGUAUGAUGUAAAAACUAGCAGCAGGAGGACACAUGACAAGAAUUAGUCCUUUUUUAGUAUAGGCGUUUUUUGCAGUUAUUGAUCAAAAUAACUUAUGUGCACUAUAAAGGUAUUUUCAAUAUUUAAGUUUGAGUACCCUUCUAAAAUCCUUCAGUAGGUCAUAAAGAAGGCCCAUAAAAAAUUUGGCGCUUUUAUCCGC